CAUUACAAUUCUUGGACUUACAGUAUCCGAUUAAAGUCAAUAUUUUGUGUUUGACGAGAAGUUGCUUUUUAAACGAAAAACGAACGAUAACACAACAGGGACACAAUGUCAACCGUGCCAAUGAAUGGUUAAAUUGAAUGUACGAAAGGGCGGUCUUAUCUCUUUAUAACAAAACCUCGUGUUUAACGUUCCUCUCAAAAAUUAGUUAAAGCCCUGCCAGAAUCUGAGUAGGCCAAACAAGAGUCAAGCGAUGCGAAUAUCUACUUAGCUAGCUUGGUCCAAAAGAGCAAUGCGUCACCACACUUUAUGCUUUUUAAUGUGAUAUCUGUGUGUGCGCGUCCUCUCCCCUGUGAAUCCUUGCUACGCGCCUAUAAGUAUAUAACCUGCAGACGGACCUCUUUAAUAAGGAAUUACGGAGGUCUGUAUACAGGCUAAUAGAAGUAUACUAAACAUGAGAUAUUAAAAAUACUAAAACCCUUUAAAAUAUAUUUUUUUAAGUGAAAAAAUUUUUUCUUAUAAAUGACACUUACUCGAUUUUCAAUUUAACUGAAUUUUGAUUACUAGAACAAACAAAAAAAUAAAAAUAAAAAUGGUUAGAUGCCACGAAGUAGGUGGCAUAGCCUUAACCACGUGUUGUAGGUUGAAAGUCCGAAGACUUUUCUCGUCCUUAUCGAGGGAGAUGCUAACCUUCUCUCGGCUCAUACAACACGUCCCUACUGGUACUGGAACUUUUAUAUAACCUAAAUAGGCCAGCGCUAUCUACCAUGUGGGAUACAGGUAAAUGACACAUUUAUCGUUUUUCAAUCAAACACUUCCAAUCGCGUAGGUUUUAGUUCAUCACUAAUUAUUUCUGACAAAAAAGUCAAUUACAAAUUUCUCAGCUGUUUCACAUUUUUGCUAUUUUAGUUCAUUGCGCAUGCGCAGUAAGCGAUUUUAUGAAAUUUAUGUUGCUUUUUGAAAAUGGCAUUUAUUAUGGUCUGAUUACGGAAAACAAGGUAAAGAACACAUAAAAACAGACAUUAGAUAUUUUACAUGGGUGUGAGACAGCCUCCCUUUUCCUCUGCAAAUCCCAACAAAUUAAAUUGAUUUAGUUGAAGAAAAUGCGACCCCGAUUAGCCAGAAUUUCAUCUUUAAAUAAAAUCCUACAGAUCAUGCCCGAAAAGCAUGGAUUCAUAAUCAAAUUAGAAAUUUAAAUGGCCUUUGAGAUCUAGUGUGUAAUGAACUGUAUAAUCACUACUGUUAAUUAUUCAUUCAUUUUUUUUUAUCUCUCUACCUUUUUUUUUUCGAAAUUAUUGACAAGUUCAGAAUAGUGACUCCCCCUCAAAAUCAAAGCGUUUUUUCUCCUCUCUCCUCUUCUCACCCAACAGGUGGCUGUGAGCGUAUGGAAAACAAGACAGGUUGUUGUUCUGUGCUCUUGUAAUUCCUCGAUAUGCGUUUAUCACUCAGAAAUGCCUGUGUACAUCGGAGACCUGUUUCACCAAAAGAAAUCUCUCUGUCAACGCCCGAUCCAAGUAUUCUCCCCUGUUAUCAAGUUUUAUUGAAAUUGACAUAAGCAAUCGACACAAAGGAGAUCUGCCCACUUAUCAAGUGCGUUAGGACGAGGAGUAAUGAUUACUGAAGCGUGGAAGAUCAAGUAGAGCCUUAUUACCUUACUCCAUUGCAUUCAGGCUCCUUCACAUGGAACUGGACUGAACUGUUAUUUCGGCUUUGAUGAUAAAGGAUUCAUUCUAUGACCUGAGACCAAGUCGUAAAGCUUUAGACUUACUAUGGGGUUCAAUUGCGCCAUAUCGUGGAGUACUUUCACCCGAAAGAAGUUCCUAGACCCACAGACGAUAGGGGUAACUCGGCUUGCGCGCUGCCUCAAUACUCUUGACUUGACGUCUCUUGGGGUCGGCUCCACCCUCGGUGCAGGGGUGUACGUAGUCGCUUGCGAGAUAGCGCGCGACGUCGCGGGCCCUGCCACGAUUAUUUCCUUCCUUAUUGCCGGGAUAGCCUCCAUUUUAUCCGGGUUAUGCUACGCAGAGUUCGGUUCACGCGUCCCUAAAGCGGGAUCUGCGUAUGUGUAUAGUUAUGUUACUAUAGGCGAAUUCAUCGCGUUCGUUAUCGGCUGGAAUUUGAUUCUGGAAUAUAUGAUCGGAGCGGCAGCGAUUUCGCGUGCGUGGAGCGCGUAUUUUGAUUCAAUGUUGAACGAUAGAAUCCGCAAUUAUAUUACCCAACACAUUGGAUCCAUCGAUGUCGAUGGCCUCGGGAAUUACCCGGAUUUCCUUGCUCUAACAGUGUGUUUACUUAUCACUCUAAUCCAAGCCGCGGGUGUCAAGAAGUCGGCGCGAUUUGUGUUCGUCAUAACUUGCAUCAACAUCGUGGUUAUCUUAUUCAUAGUCGGCGUUGGAGCGACUCUUGCAAGACCAGAGAACUGGAGCAAUUUCAUGCCUUACGGCCCAACAGGCGUACUAGCGGGCUCAGCCACCGCCUUCUUUGCAUUCGUGGGAUUCGAUGUUAUCGCUACGACGGGCGAAGAAGCCAAGAACCCCAGCAAGACGAUUCCCCUUGCGAUCGUUAUCUCCUUAUUGACCUGCUUUUGUGCGUAUUUUGGCGUCUCAGCCACCGUAACGCUUAUCAUCCCGUACAAUCAACUCGACUAUGGCGCAGCGCUACCCAAGGCUUUCGCUCGCAGGGGUGCAUACUUCGCGCAGUAUGUGAUCGCUAUUGGCGCCCUGUGCGGCAUGACUGCGGCCAUUAACGGCGGGCUAUUUCCCCUUCCUCGUCUCCUGUAUGCCAUGUCAUCUGAUGGCUUGCUUUUCAAGAUGUUCUCAUACGUCAGUAAGCGCACCGAGGUACCCAUUGCUGGGACAGUCUUCUCGGGCGUGCUCGCAGGACUGCUGGCCAUGUUGUUCGAACUGCAGGAGCUCGUAGAAAUGAUGUCAAUCGGUACUUUGCAAGCGUACACUAUAGUAUCCACGUGCGUCCUUAUACUCCGCUACCAGCCGGGCACUAUUGGCGUCGUCAAGGAAACCAAAGAUGACUAUGACACCUCGUCCAUGGCUCCUCAACCGACAGAGCGGACCGGUAGUAUCGCGUGCCGUGCUAUAGGCUGCUUGUUCGCUCUGUUCUUCGCCCUGAGUGCUUUUCUGAUCUAUGGGAUGGUCCCUGUGUUCGAGAGCCGUGCUUGGGCGAUUGCGUUACUCGUGAUCAUCGUUGCGUUACUUGUGGUUUGUAUCGUCGUCGUGUGUGUUCAGCCCAGGAGCAGCUCUGCUCUGCCGUUCAAGGUUCCUCUUGUACCUGGCAUUCCACUCGUGUCCAUGUUCAUCAACAUCUACCUCAUGAUGGAGUUGAGCUCAGUCACGUGGAUCCGCUUUGCGGUCUGGAUGGUGAUUGGUAUGGCCAUCUACCUCUUUUAUGGUAUCCGUCACAGUGUCGAGGGAGCUCGCCAGAGGGACAGUCAGUCUGACUACAUACCCCUUCAACAAGUCGGUGAAGAAGACCAAGAACAAACCCCUGAGGAACCCCCAGCAUCAACAACCAAAACUAUGCCUGCAGAAGAGACAACGAAAAAGACUGAGGAUUUUCCUCCCCCUAGCUAGGAUAGAUGGACUGUAUUUAUUAUUUUCGUGGGAUUUAAAUAACGUAGAGGUGAAUAGAUAUGUAUUUAUCAUUCCCAUGGGAUAAAAAAAUACACCUAAACAUGAAGAAUAGAUACUGUAUUUAUUAUUUCGUGGGAUGAAAAAAGAUAUCGUUAAGGUGAACAAUAGAUAUAUUGUAUUUAUCAUUCCCAUAGGAUGACAAAAAUGCACUUAAGGUGAAGAAUAGAUAUACUAAAUUUAUCAUUCCCACAAGAUAAAAAAAAACACUGGAUGUGAAAAAUAAAUAUACACUGUAUUUAUCAUUCCUUUGAGAUAAAAAAAAAACAAAUUCACUUGGUGAGUGUAGCAAGUUUUUUUCAAGCAGAGAUUCAAGCAAAAAUAUUUUGGGGAGUUGUUUACUAUAUAAAGAUGAAUAAGAGCUUAUUUUGCUAAGCUAGAUAUUCUGUCAUUGUUGUGUUCUAAGCUGUUAAACAGCCUGAUACUUAGGGUUCAUGAUAUAUUAUUUAUGUGUUUGUUGAAACAGUUAAAUGAAAUGUAUAUUUUUUACUUUAUCACUAUGGCAACAAGGUUUUCAGUAAGUGUCAUGGUAUGCUGUAUCUGAUACUGUAUCUAUUAUAUAGCUACAAUGAUAGUGGGACACACUAAAAGCAUGGUUUAGCACAA
This is a messenger RNA of Nematostella vectensis (starlet sea anemone), 4244 nucleotides long. RefSeq names its product cationic amino acid transporter 2. The coding region runs from base 1767 to 3581 and encodes 604 amino acids. Gene Ontology annotation, molecular function: amino acid transmembrane transporter activity. The record is from RefSeq and is a predicted model, not a curated record. Gene Ontology annotation, biological process: transmembrane transport; amino acid transport. Lineage: Eukaryota; Metazoa; Cnidaria; Anthozoa; Actiniaria; Edwardsiidae. The transcript has 2 exons. Gene Ontology annotation, cellular component: plasma membrane.